Messenger RNA from Saccostrea cuccullata (small rock oyster), 1098 nucleotides. Its product is annotated as lactadherin-like. Gene Ontology annotation, cellular component: membrane. Gene Ontology annotation, molecular function: calcium ion binding. NCBI's taxonomy places the organism in Eukaryota, Metazoa, Mollusca, Bivalvia, Ostreida, Ostreidae. Bases 1 to 1098 code for a protein of 365 amino acids. The record is from RefSeq and is a predicted model, not a curated record. The transcript is spliced from 9 exons.
AUGUCUAUCUGGUUCGGCCUUCUUAUAGUCUUACUUUAUACAGGCAAUAUUUCAUGUGACGAUGGUGUUUUGGACAUAGAUUAUCCCAGUCUCUCUAUUCACGCACCUGACGAUGGAGACAUCAUCUUACAGGCUGGUAACGGUCUUAAGGAUGUGUACCUUAAUCCAGGACCGGGAGGUUCAGUUUUCUUUGAAAAUGACGACAUUUUGAGAGUCAUAGAGGUAGUAAAAAGCUUACCUCCUGUUUGGACAAAGCAUGCACACAUGAGUUUCUUUGGAACAUUUACCGGUGAGCAAAGAAUAAACAUCAAACUAGAUGUUACGGAUCCCGAAGGAACAUAUCUCCAUUUUAUGAUCAUUUCUGGUGAUCUGCCGAAUGGCAUAACCCUAAACAACGUCACAGGACACAUAACAGGUGUUGUACCGGAUGUAGAGGAGAUAUUCAAAUUUACAGUUCGUGCUAUUGAUGAACAUGGAAAAUAUGCUGAUGCGACUUUUAAAAUGGAAUCUAUUGUAAAAGACCAUUGUCAAACAAAUCCUUGCAUAAAUGAUGGGACAUGCAUCGAUACAAAAGGUUGGUUCAAUUGUUCGUGCAAACCUGGAUAUGGAGGUCCUAGAUGCGAAUUAUCCUGUGCCUCUCAAGCCUUAGGAGUCAGUGACAAAAACAAGAUUCCAGAUGCCCAGAUGUCUGGUUACCUAACGUACAGCUCAUACUUGGAAUCUGACGGACGAUAUGGCGCUUCUGGGUAUGGAUGGGUGGGAUCCAAUAGCAACUCAUGGCUACAAGUGGAUCUAGGUAAUGUAUCCGCAGUGUAUGCUGUUAGGAACCGGGGUUAUCGACAAAAUUUAGGAUGGAAUCAGGGGUACAGGAGUUCGUUCUACACUACUGCGUACACCCUUUCUGUCAGCAUAGACGGCGUUUUAUUUCUUCCUGUAAAUGACACAAACGGAGGGAUACAUACCUUUUCUUCUUCUUGGAGUGAUAACUUUUACUCGCUUCCGGCUCCAGUCGAUGCACGAUUUGUACGAUUUCAUCCGAAAUCCUACUACAGCAAACCGCAGUUUAAAGUAGAACUCUAUGGAUGUCAUUACCAGUGA